AUGAACCGUCAUCAUCCCUAUGGAGGAGGAGUUUACGAUAAUUCUGCCAACAGAAGGGGUGGCCCACCAGGGCCUGGGCCGGAUAGAUCUUACCAUCACAGAGGUGGGACGCCUCGUGGAAGAGGAUUCGGCCGUGGCCGAGGCGUCCAGGGUGGAGCAGGUGGUCACUUUGGCAAUUACGAUGGCGGUGUCUCCAACGCAUAUGAUCAAGGGCCGCCUCAAGGCGAUAUGGGCCUCUACAAUAAUUACGACACUGGCUCGCAAGACCCCUUCUACCAGAACGGCAGUGGUAAUUAUGGUAGUGGAAUGCCCUCCGCUCAGUUCAAUGCCCAAACCCAGUCAGAUGGUUACUCCCAGGGCUAUGGUAAUUAUGAAGACGGUCCCGAUGGCAACUAUGACGAAGGUGGAUUUGGUAUGCGACCUCAGAGGCGAACUAGCGAAUCCAACGCGAACGUCCCUGUCGUACUUUGUUUAUACGCAACAUUAAGGCGAGUCAAUGAGUUGGAUGCAGCUCCACGUGUUCUGUAUGAGACGAAUAGUGAGGACGUCCGUCGUUCAUUCGAAGAGCAUGGAGAUAUCAAGACCUUUUUCGAUCUCAUUGCAACGCGGGGAAUGGUUUUCGUGACAUUUUACGAUAUUCGCGCAGCUGAGCGUGCUAGGGAUCGUCUGCAGGGUUCUGAGAUAAGUGGAAGACCCAUUGAUGUUCAUUAUUCUCUUCCACGCGAUGACCAAAAGCAAGGUGGCGAUCGUGACAAGAAUCAGCAAUUUCAGGGCAACCUAAUCGUCACACUUAAGGAUUCUAUUCAGACUAUCGACGAUAAUGAGGUCAGACGUAAAUUUCAACAGUUUGGAGACGUCAAGUCAGUCAUGCCUGUCGGUGAUCGCGCUGAUCAGCGUUAUGUUGAAUUCUAUGAUAUCAGAGCUUGCGAUGAGGCGUUCGAUCGUCUCCGUCACCAAGGGCUGCAAGAUGGAACCAUGGACAUCACCUAUGCAUGGGAGGAGUCUGAGAUUUCUGGUCCUCCUACUCAGCGCCGUGAGCAAAGAUUUGACGGUGGACGGGACUGGGAUGAUGGUGGGCGCGGUUUUCGAGGCCGGGGUCGGGGCAGGGGCCGCGGCGGCGGUGGCCGAGGCCGUGGCUCAUUUGAGGAUUGGGACCGGCGUGAUGACUUUGGCAGGGAUCGUGAUCGCGGGCGCUUUGAAGAUGAAUACAGGGGUGGUGGGCGCGGUGGUGGUGGCGGCGGCGGCGGCCGGGGUGGCUACGGAGACAGAUUUGAUUCCCGCGGUUCUCUCUCAAGUGGACUUGGCUCGGGUUCUGGUUCGUAUAGCGAGCCGGCGAACGUUACUGCAUAUAACCAACCCCCACCAGCAAUAUCUCAGUACAACCAACCCCCGCCAGCAACCACUCAGUAUAACCAGCCCCCACCAGCAGCCACUCAAUAUAGCCAACCCCCUCCAGUGGCCACUCAGUAUCAUCAACCCCCGCCACCAGCCAAUCAAACUGGCACAGGGGAUCGGUUGGAGCAAGCUCGCAAAGUUCAACAACUGCUUGCAGCACUGAAACAACCCCAGAAUGGUUCUACACCAUCUCCCACAAUGCAACAGGGACCCCCAGCACCAGGACCUCCCCCGAGCUCACUUGGGAUGCCCCCUCCACCCCCACAUCAAAACCCAUACUAUGCACCGCCCCCCGUUCAGCAACCCACAGCGCCUUAUCCUCCGCCUGGGCCUAGCGCUAACCCAUAUGCUCAGAUGCCUUCUCAGACACCCACUCCUCAGCCAGGGCAAAUGCACUCUGGAAUACCUGGCUUACCUCCAAAUAUCCUUGCAUUAUUACAACAAUCGCAGGGUCAGCAGGGCCAAGGCACUGCCCCCCAACAGAUGCAAUCGCAAUACGGAAUACCUCCCCCUCCCCCUCAAUCCAUGAUGUCCCCACCUCCCAUGUCUAGCAUGCCACCCGGUGCCCCCCAGCCAGGAACUCCGAAUUAUCAACAAUUAAUGGCCAUACUUGCUUCCCAGAAAAGGUCCUAA
Messenger RNA from Suillus subaureus, 2028 nucleotides. RefSeq lists its product as uncharacterized. Gene Ontology annotation, cellular component: mRNA cleavage and polyadenylation specificity factor complex. The record is from RefSeq and is a predicted model, not a curated record. Gene Ontology annotation, biological process: mRNA alternative polyadenylation. The coding region runs from base 1 to 2028 and encodes 675 amino acids. The transcript has 12 exons. Lineage: Eukaryota; Fungi; Basidiomycota; Agaricomycetes; Boletales; Suillaceae. Gene Ontology annotation, molecular function: mRNA binding.